Molecule: messenger RNA, 4544 nt
Organism: Wasmannia auropunctata (little fire ant)
Lineage: Eukaryota; Metazoa; Arthropoda; Insecta; Hymenoptera; Formicidae
Exons: 8
Coding region: 501-3728 (1075 amino acids)
Source: RefSeq, a predicted model, not a curated record
GCGGGCAUUAUCCCGAGCGAGAGUGCAGGGAGCGAGAGAGCCGGUACAGGGGCAAGAAGAAAUACAAGGCACCGGCGCCGCCGUCGAACGGCGUCGUUGACGGAUCGUCCCCGGACUCUUACAGGAAUUUUAUCCCUAGGUACAACGAAUCCGGCCAGAAUCGACCGGGUGGUUGCCGCGGGGAGGAAGAGGUCCAACCGCCGCCGAGGCGGUCGCGCCUCUUCAAGACGCGAGCGGAGACGAAGAGAGCGCAGGUCAAUUGGCUCUCUUCCUCGUCGUCGUCGCAGACGCAUGCUGCCGCGGAACGCUGCGAGAACGGCGGCAGCGAGCUGGAGAACGAGCGACGGGAACGAUGGCGAGGCGAGGACAGUCGCGCCGCCAAUAAGGAGAACAGGCUCGUCUGGCGCGAUCAGAGCAACCAUGUCCAUCAGGAUCGCUGGUGCCGGGACGAACACAGGCGUUCGCGGAUCUUCGACGGCAAGAACACGUUGCAGAGGAGCAUGAGCAGCCCGGAGUUCCAGGCGGAGCUGAUGCAGGUCGCCAGGAAGGUGCGCAACAAGCUCAACUGCGGCGGCAGAUCUUCCGUGGAGUCGGCGAACCUGGAGUGUCGUAGCAGCAACGCCGAUCGAUGCGCGAAAGAGUCCAAGAUCGAGGAGGCGAAGAGGCCGGAGAAACGAUCAGCGAGGAACGAGGAGAGUUGCCCUGAGGAACGCGCGAUCGCGGACAGGAUCGUCGAGGAGAGGCGACUGACCGAUCGUUGCAAUCGAUCCGAAAAUAAGCAUAACUCGUAUGACGAGCGCAAGGGAAAUGCUCGCGAUGCCGGAAGGAACAAGGACUACUUGGAUGAGAGGCAAGCGGAGGCUGCAUCGGGCGGGAAGAGAAGACUCGUGGAAAAAUCGAUGUUCGACGAACCCACGGCGAUGCACCUCGCGAAGGAACCUCUUCGGAAGAGUACGAAAGAUCGCCUGGACGCCGUGGGGCAUCCCUCGGAAGAGAGGUACUCGGAGAAGCACCGAAGGGAGCUUCUCGAGGACUAUCAGCGAGCGAAGAGCGUCGCCAAGAGCCGGAAGUACGAAAACCCAGCGGAGAACCCGGGGAGAACCAGAUCGGAGAGCCCGGUGAGGCCUUACAUCAGGGUCACAGAUCCUCGCGGGCAGGGCUCCGGGAGGGAGAGCACGCCCGAGCGGACGAGCGAGGCCAAAGAGAGGGAGAAGGAGAGAGAUCCCGAUCGUAGAUGGCGGAAGAGCGACGUUAGGAAUACUGAUGGCGCGCCGGACGAGAAGAGAUGGUCCUGCGAACCUGUUCCCGCGACGGCGGAGAAGAAGGACGCGAAAUCCAAAGAGAAGCUUGCGAGGAAACCAGAAGCCAAGGAAGUCGCCCGCGAGAAAAAUUGGCACGUAUUGCCGCUGCCGGAGAAAUCCGCACCGAAGACCUUCUACUUCGGCAUGGACGAAGCGUUAUCGAAUGAGUCGCGGAAUUGCGUGGACCAGCACAUGGAGCAAAUCCAGUCCAGGUUGCAGGCCAGAGAGAUCAAUGGAUCGAUCGAAUGCCAUGACUACACGGAUGACGGGAAAAGCGGAACCGAGGACAUCUCAUUAAAAUUGCGACCCACGUUACCCAAGAAACAGCUGGAGAUUCCGCGAUUUUCACCAUCGGCAGCGUGGAGAUUACUGUCAGCGUUGGAAGCACCUGGACCAACCAUGAGCACGGCGAGCGAGGAAGUUCCGGUGAUGUUCGAGGAGCGUAUCGAACGUCUGUCGAGGCCGCCUCCGCCGCUGAUCGCGCUUGGUCCGCGAAGCUCGCACGACAAGUCGGGUGAUUCCGGCAUAUCCGGGGACGCCGGCGCGGCCAACGACGAUUCGUUGGACGUCAGCACCAAUACCAACAACAACCGGUUGAAGACGCCGGCGACGAGGCCGACGUGGACGCCGCAGCAGGACUUGGGCGAGGAGUCCAGCAGCGACGCUGGAGUAGAUUCGCCGCCGCCGAUGCCGACCCCGGUGAAAUUCCCGCCCAGGGCGCACGUGUUCUCGCUGUCGUUGCCGCGCGACGACAAUCGCAUGUACUUGUACAACCCGGAUUUGAAGAAUAAGGAGGGCUCGACCUUCAACUCGCUGCAGAAGCUGAAGAGAUCGGUGUCGGGCGCUCUCGGACUCGGGCCGCUAGAUUUAGAGAGGAAACGUACUCGCGACGUUCUCGACGACAACUGGCUGCUGUCGACGAGCGCUCCGACGUCGCUGCAGCACACCCAGAUCACGGACGCGACGCGAUCCUCGCCGCCCGGCUGGAAGCCCGGCUUCGACGACGAGGACGACGACGACGAAGUCCUGGUGGAGGACCUGGAGGAUCGCGGCGAUUUUCCCGUGAUCAUGAAGCCACCCUCGUUCUCGUACUUGGCUUCCGGCGGUCACGUAAUGUACCUGCCCGAGUCCAAUGACUCUCAGUAUCAGCCGCAGAGUUUGAGCUACAGGAGCAACAUGGCGGCGGAAAGCGAGAAGAAUUCUGGUAACAGCUCCGGGCCGAAGUACCGCAAGAACGGUGUGGACGAACUCAGGAAACCGAGCAAGGAUGUAGAGAAGACGAACAAGCAUCCCAAAGAGUCAGAGAGAGUCGUUCUGAAAGAGAAGUCUUUCGCGAGCGACGGGAAAGUGAAUAAUAGAUUUUCCAAAUCGUGCGAGAACAUUUCCGAGAUGAAGCAACGAAGUACUUCGCCCAUCGGUGGCCAGCAGAAUUUGCAGGACGAUAAGGAGAUUGCGCCGGAAGUCAAGGCACCGUUGAAGAGCAACUCGAAAAGCCGUAGAUUCACAUUCCAGAGUACCGUGCGGCAGAUCGAGAGGCGCAGAUUGGCGGAAAAACUGUCGCGGGAGGCGGAAGCCAAGGAAAGACAGAGAAAGGGCGAGUUGGAGGCGAUGCGUAAGGUGGAGGAGGAGUUCCAACGAAAACGAGCGCGAGAAAAGGCAAAUAUUAGACAGCAGCUUCGCUUGUACAGUAUGGAUGAAAACUUGAGUAGCUUACCCACCGUGUGGGACAGCUCGCAGUUAUCUCGUGCGGACCCGGACGGCGCGCCAUCGUCAUCCGCGUCGUCACCCACGUCAGUCCCGCCGGCGAAACUGACGACUAUACGAAAGAGCAGCGUCAGCAGCGAUGAGUAUUUGCGUAAGAGAGCGUCCAGCGUGGAUUCCAGGCAGCAGCAACAGCAGCAGCAGCAUCAACAGCAACCAAGGGAGUACAAAGAUUACCGGCCAAAGUAUUACGACUGGGCGCCCACCGACUCGUCGUCGCAUCUGGAGUACAAGCAGACCACGGUGCACCCUAAAGUGGUAUGCGACAUUCCCAAGAGCUCGCCCGUCUUUGUAGAUGCGCACGCGAAAACGGCGAAUCUCAGCUCCACGCCCAGAUCCGACAAUUACAGGAAAGAUUUUGCCCAUGGGGCCGUGGCGGCGAGAUCCUCCUUAGCGAGCAGCGACAGUGAGCUAUCGCAACCGAAUACGAGACCGCAUUCCAGGCAAGCCGUCGGCAAGAGCAAACCCAUACGGUCUAGGUCGGCUAGUCCAACGCGCAGCGAGGAAGCCGUCAGCACGGAGGACGAGAGCCCGGUGGAGCCGAUCAAGCAGGAGCGAAACCCCAUAACCGGCUUCGUAUUGAACGGAGUGCAGCCCUUCGUGAAGGAGAAGAGCUAUCGACCCAUUUCUUUCAAUCCCCAACCGCCCCCGCCGAUUCCGAGUUAGAAGCCGUACUGCGGAUCUUAAAAGAGUACUGUGUAGAUUCUUAACAAAAUUGUGCAAAGAGAAUCCGAUGUAUGUUACUCAUAUAUUUUCUCUGGUGUACGCGAAAUAUCGAAUCUCUGGAAAGUUUCGUUUUUGCAGACUCUUUUCCUCGAUCUACAUGUCUGAAACCAAAAAAACGAAGAUCGCGAUAAUUUCGCGUACGCCAGCCCGCUAAAUAUUAAGCCAACGGUUUUUUACGAAACUUUAUAAAACGGAGAUUUUAUACCGGUUUACAAAGAGACGUGUAGUUUUUUUUUUUUUAUAUACGAUUUAGAGAGAAUAUUCUCCGAGAGUCUCUGAGUACUCUCUGCGAGCGUACGUAAUCGCGAUCGCGCUGUUAACAGCGCAACGCGCGGCGAUCAAUUCUUCGCGCAGCAGUUUUACAUACGCGAAACUAAUGUCAAGUAAUACCUUUUAUAUGAUGUGUAACAAGUAACACAGAUCUAACUCCUAACCAAAUGUGUUCCGUACGACUCUCGGUACGUCCAUCUACUAUUUAUGUUUGUCGUAAGUACAUUAACAGAAGCGGAAUCAAAGACCAUUAAGCUUAUCGCGUUAGCGCGCGCGCGCGCGCGCGGCGCGACGUUUUUAUAGCCCGUAGUUAUAAAAAGCGCGUCGCGCGGGGGAAGAGUACCAAUAAUACCGGGUGUAUGCAUUUACUCAAAACAGGUUUAGGGCAGUAUCUUGUAAUUAUGUACAGGUAACACAACCGCAGGCAACCGACUGCAAAUAUUUGCUCAUGUAAUGUAAUCAAACAAAAGAUAAUGUUGUUAUUGA